Ananas comosus (pineapple) is the source of this 1000-nucleotide messenger RNA. Its product is annotated as GRF1-interacting factor 1-like. Gene Ontology annotation, cellular component: nucleus. The transcript is spliced from 4 exons. The coding region runs from base 86 to 745 and encodes 219 amino acids. Lineage: Eukaryota; Viridiplantae; Streptophyta; Magnoliopsida; Poales; Bromeliaceae. Gene Ontology annotation, biological process: cell population proliferation; positive regulation of transcription by RNA polymerase II; leaf development. The record is from RefSeq and is a predicted model, not a curated record. Gene Ontology annotation, molecular function: transcription coactivator activity.
CUUCAUCUUUUGGAAAGUUGUAGAGAGAGAUUAUAGAGAGAGAGAGUCUUUUUUUCUAAAAAAAAGAAAAAAAAAGAAGAAGAAGAUGCAGCAACACCUCAUGCAGAUGCAGCAACCCAUAAUGGCGGCCUAUGCUUCUCCAAAUCAAGUCACCACUGAUAUUAUCCAACAGUACUUGGAUGAGAAUAAGCAAUUGAUUCUGGCCAUUCUAGACAAUCAGAGCUCAGGAAAAGCUGAAGAGUGUGCUCAGAGCAGGAACCAAGCUAGGCUUCAAAGGAAUCUCAUGUACCUUGCGGCCAUUGCAGAUAGUCAACCCCAAGUUCCUACAGCUGCUCAGCACCUUCCCAAUUCUCUCAUGCAACAGGGCUCACGGUAUAUGCAGCACCCACAAGCACAGCAGAUGACCCCUCAGUCUCUCUUGGCCGCUCGAUCUUCGAUGCUUUACGCACAAUCGCCCAUGUCCGUCCUGCAGCAGCAGCAGCAGCAGGCGGCGCUGCACGGCCAUUUCGGGAUGGCCGCAGGAGGCUCCAGCGGCGGAUUCAACAUGCUUCACGGUGAGUCCGGCGGUGGAGGCAAUGGCGCAUUGGCGCCCGGGGUCUUCCCCAACUUUGGCCGCAGCGGCGGCAGCGGCGGUGGCGGGGGUGUGGGAAAGCAAGAAGCUGGCAAUGCAAUGCCGAUUGAAGGGCACGGCGGAGAUGCUGCAGAGCCCAUGUAUCUGAAAGGCUCAGAAGAGGAAGCGAAUUAGCCUUUGGACACGGUAAAGUGCUUGAGCCGCCGCCGGUUUCAGCUUCGACAGCGAAGAAAGCAUUCUGCUUAUCUGAACACAAGUUUUGUCGCCGAAAUUUUGAUGCCUGUGAUGGUUAUGGAUGUGUUCAAAGGCUUUCUUGGAUGUUUGGAUUAUUGCGCACUAAGUUUGUAAUUUGUACUUAAUCUUAAACAUGGAAUUAUGGGUCAUGAUGUGGAAUUAAAUUUUGCUCUUUGGAGUUGGUUACUUUUUCAA